UGUUGUGCCACCACGUGAGCGCGCACUUCACGGUUGUGCGCGCGUCCCGGAGUGGCUCGCUCCUAACCAGACGCACAGAGGCUCCUCACACAUCACACAGCAUCACUACAGCAGCGCUGGGAUCAACUUACUGCUGCUUUUCUCCGCUUUUCCCAGAACAGCUUCCUCCACGAGGGAUUUUUUUGGUUUUGUUUGGACAGGAACCAAAAACUGCAGGUCAACAAACGAGGGAAGAAUUCAACAAAAACACCGACAAGAUAGACGGGAUUUGUACUUGGAGGAUGUGCGGUAUGGAUGUGGACCUGGAUGACGGGGGCUCAGGCGAUGAGGAGAAAGAGGAAGAGUUCUGGAUGGGAGAGGGAGUGAAGAUGCUGCCCCCUCCUGUGGCCCACAGUGGGGGCAGUGCAUGGGGUAGCAGGCGGGGCAGAUGCGGCUGUGUGGCGUGCGGGGCGGGUCUCGUCCUCUGGAACCUGUGUGUGGUGUCAGCCAGUGCUCUGCUCCUGGCAGUGGUCUUUUCUGUUGUGCUGCUGCCGGCGAUACUGCUGCUGUAUGUUGGGUUCCUCUGUCACUCCAGGGUUCUUGAUGCCAACUCUGCCAUCUGCAGUUACCUUGACGACAACAGUUGCUCCGCCCUCAUCAUCUUGGGCUUUGUGAUGAUGUCGCCGCUCGUGGUUGUGGCGGCCGCUGUCUUCUGCGGGCUGCUACGAAGGUUUCGCCUCCUACUUCUCAUUCAGCCGAUCUCCCGUGCCUGGUACCGAGGGAAGCUGCUGGACUGGGCGGGUGACAUCCAUGCCUGGGUCUGAUCUUAUGAAGGAGGACCUGAUGGCCAGAUGUGCCACCAGUCAGAGAGUCUGGUUAUUGUAAAAUCAAUCAUAGAGACACAAGGGUUGACAAAACAACACCUCACAAUGUAAUCAACACAAUGGAAGCUAGCUUGGUACAAGAAUCAAAGAUGGGGCACUGUUCAAUAAAUUAAAAUUGUUCAUUUUUUGCAUGA
This is a messenger RNA of Notolabrus celidotus (New Zealand spotty), 997 nucleotides long. It is a transcript of the gene tmem88bl, whose product is annotated as transmembrane protein 88. Lineage: Eukaryota; Metazoa; Chordata; Actinopteri; Labriformes; Labridae. Gene Ontology annotation, cellular component: plasma membrane. The record is from RefSeq and is a predicted model, not a curated record. The transcript is spliced from 3 exons. The coding region runs from base 282 to 803 and encodes 173 amino acids. Gene Ontology annotation, molecular function: PDZ domain binding.